AUGGCCGGACUGAAGCUUCUCCUCCUCCUAGCCCUGGUCGCCACCACCUGCACGGCGCAAGCACCGUCCGGAGCUCCCACGGUGUCCCCCGCUGCCACGCCGGCGCCUGUCCCGGUGGCGCCGCCCACCGCCACCCCACCUCCCUCGCCGGCUCCGACCACCGCCGCUCCGACCCCGGGCCCCAUCGCCUCCCCCACCUCGUCGCCACCCGCCGGAGAGCCCGCAGCCGCGCCGGCUCCAGGCGCCAGUACCCCGACCGCCGCACCCGCCCCCGGCGCCGCUGGUCCCGGAGCCGCCACACCCUCUGAACAGACUCCGGCCGACGGCUCGAACGAUGGGUUCGUGAGUAGGGCCGCCGUUGGCGGCACCGCCUUCGCGGCGGCGAUCGUUGCGUUGGCGUUGAUUUAG
Messenger RNA from Striga hermonthica, 408 nucleotides. Lineage: Eukaryota; Viridiplantae; Streptophyta; Magnoliopsida; Lamiales; Orobanchaceae. The record is from the annotation of a GenBank genome assembly.